Messenger RNA from Notechis scutatus (mainland tiger snake), 350 nucleotides. The record is from RefSeq and is a predicted model, not a curated record. Lineage: Eukaryota; Metazoa; Chordata; Lepidosauria; Squamata; Elapidae.
CUAAAAUAUAUGACCAUGUGGGAUUGUUUUCUAACAGAUGUCCAAGAUCUACGGGAAUAUCUUCACAUUGUGGUUCGGGCCCUACCCUGUGAUUAUAUUACAUGGCUUCCAAGCUGUGAAGGACGGUCUCACCACCCACCCUGAAGAUGUUUCUGGCCGGCCUCUGCUCCCCAUUUUCAAAGUAGUGGCAAACAACAAAGGAAUCACACUUUCCUCGGGCCAGAACUGGAAGCAUCAAAGACUAUUUUCAAUGGCGACUCUGAAGACCCUGGGCAUAGGAAAGAGCGCUCUGGUGUAUCAGAUCGAAGAGGAAGCCCAGAGUUUGGUGGAAGUGUUCAGGAAAACUGAAG